GUAGAUAGUUUUAUCGUCAUACUUACAAAUAAUGACCGAGUAAUUUUUUGCAAUAUAACAAACAAAAAAAAUUCGUUCUAUCAAAUGAAAGCAAUUGCAGUUGUACAAUAAAUUCCAUUCAAAUCACACGUAUAGUUUUUUAAAAUAUUUCUCUACUUACAUUUCGUUCAGUAAACUUAUACCUAUUUGUGGUAAAAACCAGUUAAUUCAAAACAAAUAUUUGCACUUAGUCAAUGCGAACUUAAACUUAUAAAGGCUGUUGGUGAUUAACUUAGACAUGAUACGGGCUUAAGUGACGAACAUAGUUUAUUCUCAAGAUGAUACCAGACGAAACCUGUGCUGUACUUCUCAAUCGAUAUGAUCCCGAACUCCUCAACACAUUCAAGGCAGAGAUGUCUUACGGAUUCCAGAGAUUUUUCUUCUUAUCCUACUGCCUGGCGUGCUGCUGGCCAGGACUCGGCGCCAAAAGCAACCUAAGGGUGAUCAGGCAAUGGGCUGAGUUGGAAUUCGCCUUCCCUGAUGAAGAAACCAAGCAGGUUGCUUUGACCAAACGGCAUUACGUGCCGGGGAACUCCGUGCCUAUUGACGUAGAUGUUCAGCAUAGACAAGGCAUUUUACCGUCACGAAUAUUCAUAACGAUACCUCGCUUCGACGAAGGUCGGCCCGUGACUCUGGGCACAGUGGAUGAGAUGGGCUAUAUCUCUGGAUACCCUCACUACUCCUGGCACGAAAAUCAAGGCCAGAACUGCGAAGGAAUAACUUCAGUAUUUAGGACUGCGAUAGAUGAAUGCAACAGACUUUGGGUGAUGGACACAGGCAAGAUUGGCGACACGCAACAC
Molecule: messenger RNA, 839 nt
Organism: Hyposmocoma kahamanoa
Lineage: Eukaryota; Metazoa; Arthropoda; Insecta; Lepidoptera; Cosmopterigidae
Product: protein yellow-like
Exons: 4
Cellular component (GO): extracellular region
Source: RefSeq, a predicted model, not a curated record